This is a messenger RNA of Mya arenaria, 7338 nucleotides long. RefSeq names its product stress-activated protein kinase JNK-like. Gene Ontology annotation, molecular function: ATP binding; JUN kinase activity. Bases 250 to 1449 code for a protein of 399 amino acids. The record is from RefSeq and is a predicted model, not a curated record. Gene Ontology annotation, biological process: protein phosphorylation; JNK cascade. Lineage: Eukaryota; Metazoa; Mollusca; Bivalvia; Myida; Myidae. The transcript is spliced from 11 exons. Gene Ontology annotation, cellular component: nucleus; cytoplasm.
UUCACAUUGCUCCAAUCAGUUUGACAAGUGAAAUAAUUUCGUGUAUUUUGAUAUGUUUGGCGAUUAAAUGUUAAAAUAUUCAUGAUCUGAGUUUAAUUAUAGUUCCACAUCAUAUACAGGUGUAAGGACAAUAAACUACUUCUGUGGACAUUUUGUUCAUCCCAUUCAGCCUUUCAAGAAGGCUUAAACAUGGAUCAGUAGACUUUUCUGCAAAAGGAGUGACAUUUAUUUAUCAAACAUUACAAUAAAAUGAGUAACUCAAAACAACCGUCACAGUAUGUGACCAUAGAAGUUGGGGAUUCUACUUUCACCAUCCUCAAGCGAUACCAGAACCUCCGACCUAUUGGCUCUGGAGCUCAGGGAAUAGUUUGUGCAGCAUAUGACAAUAUAUUGGAUCAGAAUGUUGCCAUCAAGAAGCUGAGCCGUCCAUUCCAGAAUGUCACACACGCAAAGAGAGCGUACAGGGAGUUUGUGCUGAUGAAGUUAGUCAACCAUAAAAAUAUUAUAGGGUUAUUAAAUGCCUUCACGCCACAGAGAUCGUUAGAAGAAUUCCAAGAUGUGUAUCUAGUCAUGGAACUGAUGGAUGCCAACCUUUGCCAGGUGAUACAGAUGGAUUUAGACCAUGAACGCAUGUCAUAUCUUCUCUACCAGAUGUUGUGUGGCAUCAAACAUCUUCAUUCUGCUGGCAUCAUACACAGGGAUCUGAAACCUUCAAAUAUUGUGGUAAAAUCUGACUGCACGUUAAAGAUCCUGGAUUUCGGCCUCGCUCGAACUGCAGGCACAGGCUUCAUGAUGACACCAUACGUGGUUACCCGAUAUUACCGGGCUCCGGAGGUCAUACUUGGCAUGGGAUACAAGGAAAAUGUGGACAUAUGGUCUGUGGGCUGUAUAAUGGCAGAGCUGAUUCGUGGCGGAGUUAUGUUCCCUGGCAGUGAUCAUAUUGAUCAAUGGAACAAGAUCAUCGAACAGCUAGGAACACCUUCCCAAGAGUUCAUGAAGCGGUUACAGCCAACCGUUAGAAACUACGUAGAAAAUAGACCCAAAUAUGCUGGCUAUAAUUUCGAAAAACUGUUUCCCGAUGUGUUAUUUCCCCCUGACAGCACGGAACACCAGGGUUUGCGGUCUAGUUUUUCGCGAGACUUGUUGUCAAAAAUGCUUGUUGUGGACCCAGACAAGAGAAUACAGGUUGACGAUGCCCUCAUGCACCCAUACAUCAACGUGUGGUUUGAUGAGUCGGAGGUCAAUGGGGCUGCUCCCGGUGCCUACAACCAUGCAGUAGAUGAGAAGGAACACACUGUAGACCAGUGGAAAGAGUUAAUAUACAAUGAGGUGGUGGAGAAUGAGGCGAAAGAGAAGGAUCCAUCUAUGCAAAACCAUGCAGCUCCUGUGGGCGCACAAAACAACGAUGUUGCCAUGGACAGUGUUAGCCCUAGUAACAGGGGCAGAUAACCACUGGGCACAAAUAGACUGUGUACCCAUUUUUCACACCAAAACACUUCAGCAUAUGUGAACCUUGUACCUCCACAUGAACACAGUCCAGGGUCAGAAUGUCGACUGGUUACAGAGAGGAAUUAUAUAUGCUUAGUUUUAAUGGAAUAUGGAGAUAAUUGUUAAACUGAUGAAUUUUGAUGUAUUUUAAUGUAAAAAUCCUGUUUUUGUAAAACUUAUGUGUAUAUUUACAAAUAUAAGCAAAUUUAAACUGAAUAAACAGUUGUUAGGACAGACAUUUUAUGUACAUCUAAGUCUGAAAAUAUUCUUAUGCUUAAAUUGAAGUUGUACAAAAACAAGUUCUGAAACAAUUGGACUUCGUUGGAGUGUUGUGUGAAGGGUUGUUGCGUUAGAACUAAUCAUGGUCUUUAUACUGAUGUUAAAAGUUUAUGGAUGACGUUCAAAUUUACUGUUGGUUUGAAACCUUUUAACAUGACUUAUUCCCUUAAUGUAGUGCAAUAUAUUUGUUUAUUUUGAGUAAAUUUUUAUCCUGGUUUUAACAGUUAAGUAAAGAUAUCUAUUAAAAGUUGACAAGUAUUAUUUGUACUACAUUUUUCAGCUGUUAAAAAUUCUGAUCUCUAGAAUUUAAGUCGGGUCAUACAGAAAUAAUUACAUGUUUUACAUAUUCCAUGAACAAAGCAAGUAGUUUUAAUUUUCACAAACAAAACUUUUAAGAUUUAACAUUUAUAUCAUGUUUUUAGCUGUUGAAAUACAUUGUCAGUAGAAGUAAUUUUUAAAAGGUGCCAUAAUAGAUUUAUUGAAGUACUAUAAUAGGGUUAUAAGUACUGUAUUUUGAUCUGGUAUUAUUAAUUUACUAGUCCAAAAAGAGGCUUAAACUUUUUAUCAUGACGAAUCAGAAUGAGGCUAGAAGCGUAGUUCUUCAGUGUGCUGGAUGAUCAGGAAUAUAAUUUUUAUAAAUCAUUUAGAUAAUCAUUGUACAGGUGUAAUAACACUUCUUUCUAUUUUGACUUGAAUCAGUUUUGCUUAUUGAAUUGAUGGUAGAUCAAAAUAGCCUCUCCAAUGUGUUCUGGUGAUAAUUUGUUAGAUUUUGUUUGAUUUUUUUAAUCCCUAGUUAUAAGUUUUAUCCUCAUAAGGGAUUUUCUUAAUUUAUGUUACAAUAUUCAAUCUAAAAAGGGCCCAUAAGUAUUUUGGAUUAAAAUUUUAAGUAGAAAAUUGCCUUUUUUUAAGCCGAACUUAAAGGAAACUAACAAUGGUUGAACAACAAAAGUAUAUAUUUAUGCAUGAAAAUUAUUUAAAUUAUGAAAAAGACUGUUGAAAAGUGAAGAGGAUUUAAAAUCAAUGUCAAAAGUUAGGAAUUUUCAAAUUUCACGAGUUUAAAUGAUUCACUAAGAUGCUUCAUGAAUAUGGUGUUUUAGAUGUAAUUAUUUGGUGUGACCUGAAAUUGAAGCUUGCAAAUAAUGUAUAUAGUCAUUUAAUAUAUUACUGUAAAAUGUAUAAAUUUGUUAUUUGAUUUGUAAAAUACUCACAUGUAUAGAUGUAAAUAUUAAAUAACAAUAUAAUAGUUAACAUUUAAGAAUGAUUUUUGGACUUGUGCUUCUAAUAUACCAUAAACAUUAAGCUCCAUUUAAUAAAUAUAAUACAAAUUUUCAGGCGACCAUAUCAUAUAAAUGUCAGUAUUUUGUUUAACUAUUAGCACUCCAAAUAUAUAUUUUGAGGGCUUAGUGCAAAACAGAUGUAAUUCAUAUUUUAAUAUGGAGUUCAGACCAUCUUGCUUUGAGCCCUCUUUAUGUAAGUUGUGAAUUUUGUAGAUAUUUGAAUUUCUGAAGAUUGUAAAACAUGAGAUGAAGAAAAUCCUUCAUCUCAUCUAUAUAUGUUUUAAGUCAAUUUCCAUUGUAUUCACAAUGCUUGAAGUAACGUAUUUAAAAAAAGAAAUUUUAUGUGUAAAACUUUGUUAAAAUAUAUUCAUAUAACUAUACAAGUCAAAUUGUUUUUUGUCAGAAAAUAUUAGGUAUAAAUAUUGUGUUUGCUUUUCUGUAAAUUGUGCUAAAGCCUUCCAUUUUCAUGUGAUACUUGUAUCAUAAAAAUUUAAAAGCAUAAUAUCAGGGUUUAAAAAGCAAAUAUGAUAACAUUAGCAUAGUUUCUAAUGAUAAAGGCAUCCUAUUUUUUGUUUCUAUACCAAGCUUGGAUCAAUAACACGCCAGUUCAGAAAUACACCCACUUAGUUGAUUAGAAAGCUUCUUUUAUUAAAUAAAAUGUAAAUUUUUCUGGAUUAACAUAUGUACUGCAGGGGUAUUGUAACUAGUGCUCAAAUUUACCUUAAAAGUGACAAGGGGGCUAUGUGUUAAUAGCUUUUGUUUUUAAAUUUGAUAAUGCCCAAUUUUUCUGAUCAUACAUUCCAUGAAUGAUAGGGUUUUGUAUUGAUAGUUUUUUUACACAGUUAGGAUGGAAUUUCUACUCGUUGAAUGAGAACUUAAUUAAUAAUUAAUAAAUAAUUCAAUUUUAAAGGACGUUAUAUAACAUUGUCAUACAGUCAAAGUAUAUGUACAGCCAAUUGGAUUUUUUUUAUAUCUGUAAUAUAUAUAUAUAUAUAUAUAUAUUGAUUUCUAAAAUGCAUAUCAUGCCCUCUUUAAUCAUGGUAUGUUGAAAUGCAUGAACAAUUAUUUAAAAAAACAACAGGCUUUUAAAGGGACUCUCUCAUGUUUUUGUAUACUUUUUUUUAUUGUAUAGCGAAAUUAAGUGUGGCAUAUCAUUAGGAGUGUUUAAACUAGGAUACUGAUGGCUGGAAGCCUUCAACAAAUGUUGUUAUAUGCUCAAAUACUGUCUUUGAAAUCCACGGUUUUGAAAAGCAUUAGUAACAGGAUUCAAUAAAAGGCUGAAAGGUUAAGAUAUCCUUGUGUUUGUGUAUGAGUCCUUGUGGGCAUGAGGUUUUGUUAUCAGUUUUCAAUUUUUCCUUGACUCUGGGUUCGCACCACACUAAAACCAAAGAAGUGUUUUAUAUGCUAAGUGUUUUUUGUUCUGCAAUUUCGGUAUCAAAGAGUAAAAUAGUUAUAAUAUAAAAGUGUUUUCAGAUGCAUUACUAGGCAAACAGUUUUUGGUGCCAAAAUAUGAGCGAGUCCCUUUAUGGUUAUGUUUUAUUAAAAACGUAUUAUAUGCAUUUAUGGUUCAAAGUCAGUUGCAAAUAUGCAAGUCUUUCUUUUUGUAAUCUCUUCAGCUUCUUUUGAAUCUCCUGAAAUUAUUUUUGCUGAUUUGCAAAUCUUCCUGAGUUUGUUUGACCCACUGAGUGUAAAAUAUAGCAGUCCAUUGAUGAUUCAAUGUUUGUUGAAAUUUCAAACGUUAAUUCUGUUAGAAAAAUCAUAUGCUAUUUAACAGAAAUGAAUCAUGUAUCUUAGAAACUUGAACUGAAAUCAGGAAUAGAUGUUCAAAGGAUACUGGGGUAUCUGCCUUAAUAUUUACUGGAAAUGGACUCCAGCUGCCCCUGUUCAAUAACCACCUUAGAAUUUACUUAUUAUUAAAUGCAGAAUCUGAGCAUUUUGAUUGGACUCUUAUUUUUAAUUGCAGAAUCUGAGCGUUUUGAUUGGACUCUUAUAUUUAAUUGCAGAAUCUUAGCAUUUUGAUUGGACUCUUAUUUUUAUUGCAGAAUCUGAGAGUUUUGAUUGGACUCAUGUUUUUAAUAACAGAUUCUAAGCAUUUUAAUUAGACCUUUGUUUUUAAUUACAGAAUCUGAGCAUUUUGAUAGGACUCUUGCUUUUAAUUGCAGAAUCUGAGCAUUUUGAUGGACUCUUAUUUUAAAUUGCAAAAUCUGAGCAUUUUGAUUGGACUGUAAAAUUGGAUAAUGGACUGAAUUGAAUUACUGAGGAAUAUCGAACAAUAAGAAUUAAAUUGAGUACGGACCCUUAUCAUAUUAGCUAAUAGCUGUUUUUACAAUCAUGUGAAAAUGAAGUGCUAUAAUUUAUGACUGUGUUUACUAGUAUAAUGAUGACAUCUAUAAAAUACACAUUACCACAAGUAUUUUUCUGAACUCUGCAACUGGUAUAAGAGCCAAUCACAUAUAUAUAAUUGCUACUAUGAUUUUGGUGCCUUUGAUGUGUGUUAUGUUUAGGUAUUGUCAGGAAUGUGUUUUUGAGAGUCUAUUGAACAUUUUUUGCCGCAUUGGUUUUGUAUGAAUUGUUGUUAGGGCUUUAUCUAUGCACUUGUAAGGUGCAUUUGUACUGAAAGAUUUUUCGUUGGGUUUGUCAUGGAACUGGUAGUUGUAAAGUGAAAAGUCAAAUUAAGAAACAGACUUGUUUUUAUAAAAUCAGCUAUUAUUAUUUGACAAGCCUUGUACGGUGUAUAUGAACCGCGUCAAGCAGAAAAAUGAGGUUUAAAGAAAGAUUUUGUGGUCAAUUUGAACAAGUUUUCUUUAAGAAACCUGAAAAGAACAAAUAACCUUAAAACCACAUAACACCAUGGCAGUGUCCAUUCUAUUUUAAGUCAUAGGAAUCUAUGAUGUCAUAAUUCUUGCUUAUGUCAUAAUUUUAGAAAGACCUUUUUCUGCUUGUCACGAUUCAUUACUUUCUUAUCUAUGUGAAGGUUCAUCACGCAAAUCUUCACCUUCACGCAAGAAUUCAAUAUCUGCUUCCAUCUUUCACCUUUUUGAGUUUUCGCUAUAAGGCGACGAAUUAUGCUUAAAAUAACUGAAACAGGUACUUGCAAUUUAUACAGUAAAUCUUUAACCACUGUAGAUACAAACAGAUAAAACAUUCAUAGAAAUAAUUAAUUGUUAAGUGGUUACAUAUAUUUAUCAUGAUCUAUGUAAGAUCAAUUUAUCUUGGUGUUAUUGGCAAAGUCAAUGAUUAGCCUUACUCAGUUCCUAAGUCUCAUUCUGACUUAAUACUUAACACUUCUCUUUUUCCACAGUUUUUGUUGUUGCUUUUGUUUUCAUUGUAAUGGUUGGUUGUGAGUCAUGUGAUGACACUGGCUGACAGUUGUAUUAUAAUUUUCAUUAUUUUGUUUAGCUCUGACAUAAUUUUUUAUUCGUAGUUUGACAACGGUACUUUAUAAUUUAUCAUUUGUAAUUGACUCUAAAUUUUCUUUAGAAAGGGUCGAAUGUUUUGUGCAAAAAAUGACUGAAGAGGUUUCUUGAAAGGAUACUUGUAUAGUUCCCUAGCCAAUUUUCUAUUAGAGUUUUGUGAAAGAAGUUUUUGGCUGAAAUUUAUGGCUCGCUCAAAGUGAAUUUUAUGAUAUUUUCUAUUGUAAACCAGCUUACAUAGUUUGGUAAAGGAUUGUACAAAGUACCAUUAUUGUAGUAAGGCUUUGAAUUUGUUAAGAUUUAUUCAGUAAGCUUUAUUUUCAUCCAAUAUUUUGUUCUUAAUCUGGAACAGAUAGAUUUGUAAAUCUACCAUUUUAACCAUUUAUCAUUAUGGUGAGACACAUUCACACCUUAUUUGAUUUGUUUCAGAAUACAGCUUAUUUUGUAUUUCAUUAUUGAUUGACCCGUUUACUUUGCUUUCACAAUGUACAUUUGUUUUUUUAUUUUGCCAAACUAGAUGAUAAUACAUUUAAACUUUGUUUACCAAAAAAACAAAACAAACUGCAGUAGGGCAUUGAAUACCAUUUAAUAAACUGGCUAUGUGUUUGAAAAUAUUGGCAGUGCAGCAGAAUGAAUAUUGUUCAACAGUACCGCAAAUAAUACCAUUCUUGAACAUGCAUGUAUCAUUGAUAAAUCAUUUUUCUGGAAAUAUUUCGCUAAGCUAUCUGCAAGGUUACGGACGCGCGUACCUGGGUUUAGGACUGUUGAAGUUUACAUGUUUAUGUCUCUAUGUUUUGUAGUUGUGCCGAGGGUUCUGUAUAAAGCCAUCAUAUGGUGCAUACAGGAAACACAAAAAUAUAAAAAUAAAAAUGAUUGUGGAA